AGGCGUGGUUUAGUUUGCGUUAGAUAGAUCUUUUUUUUGUCGGCGGUGGAUCAGUGAGUGGUGAGUCGAGAAAGCAGUUUAAAGAUGACAUCAACUGGUGGUGGCUUCACAAGUGGCUUUAGAACGAUAAAGAGCGGCUAUCUUAACAAGAGAUGCAGAUGGUCCUGGAGGCCUAGAUAUGUGGAGCUGAUAUCAAAUCCUAAAGACAUGACUGGCCCACAUUUUCGCUGUCUUUUACUCAUAUAUGAUCAUUCCUCUCGAUACGUGAAGAACAAGAUUCGUGUUGACGACAUAGUAACCGUGCGAUCAGGAAAAACCUUCUCCUUUCAAAUUUACCUUAACAAUGGGAUGUUUCUUUUCUUCAGAACGGGAUCACUCGAUAAUCAAUCAGCCUGGAUGGCUGAUCUUAAAAUGGCCCUUGGAAAAGUAACAUCCCAGUUCCAUGUCAGAGUACAUGUAGCUGCACCAUCAUCCUGCAAGGCACUAGUACUAGACCAUGCUCUCCUCUACUGCAUUGGAGUCAACUUACCGACCCACCACUCUGGCCAGCUGGAUAGAGUCCUUGUACUAGCCUCACCAGUCACCGAUGUCAACUUACACGCUUGGAACUUGAGCCGAGUCAAACGCUUAAUUGUAAUGGAAAUUGGAAUACAAAUGGAACUGUGUUCAAAUUGUAGCGGGUGUCACGAGAAGAAGGUUGUCAUGUUUCUGUUGCCGUCUGAUCUCAUAGAGGACUGUAUGAACUUCUUACUCCAUGAGAUGCAGGCGACAGAUGUGCAGCCUCAGCGAUCGAUACCCAAUGACCCAAUUAUCUAUGUCCUCCCUCACCAGUGUGGAGGGGCUCGCUCCGGCUCAUUCUCUUUCCCCCAGCACCAACAACAGCAGCAGAGGCAGCAGGAGUCGUAUGACUCUGCAAUACUGCAUGCUCUCAAUAGCCACCCAGCUCCCAAUUCACCUUUGCCAGCUGAAUCACCUAAAAAAGACCCUCCGGCAGUGACACCCAACCCUGCCCUACCUCCUCGUAACCAGCUCCGUCCAAACUACCAGGAGUACAUUGAUAGAGGGGUUGAGCUCAAGCCUCGUCAUGUCAGUAGUAGUAGGCCCCAUGUACCUGCUCGUUAUAGACAUGAUCAUUUUGAAGUCCCAUACCACAUCAGCCAGCGUAUAUACAUCAAUGAUACUGGGACCAUUAGACACGAGUCUCAAGUGCUGGGGAGUGGUAGUGGAGAGUUCAGGGCCAACAAUGGCUCACCCUCUCAACCCCCUCGGGUCAUAGUAACGGAGAGCAGUAAAGAGACAGGCUACAAUCCAGUGUACAUAUCAAGUGAUGAUAUUCACCCAGGGCCCACCCCAGCAGGACGUCCAGGGACUACUGGACCAAACAGACCAAUCAGACCUGAAUUUAUCGGAAGAAGACGACCAAUGCUUCCUCCCAGAUCGUCUGAUAUUUCGGAAGAUAUUGAUCCUCCUCCUCCUCCUCGCUCUUCUCCUCUUUCUAGUCGAACUCCUCCUCCUCCUACUUCAACUUCACCUCGGUCUUCCCCUUCUCCACCUCUCACUCCUCCUCUUCCUGCCCGACUGCCUCCUUCCCCUCCUCCUUCAUAUUCUCAAGAUGAUCCUAGUGACACAGGAACAGGAUACGUCAAUGUAGAGGAUACCACUCGCUGCACUUCAGCUCUCUCGCUGUGCACUGAUGAUAUAACUAAUGCAGAUUUUGCUCUAAUGACAAAAGUGACAUUUAAAAACAUCAUCCCUUCCCUUCCCCCGAGAUCCAACAAGCAGCCUGUCCCUACACCAAGGAAGCAACAGAAUUCGCAUAAAACUCAAAAUACUCCGUCAAACUCGGUUGUAAGUACCCAGCAGUCGUCAUCGUCUGAGUACUCGUACGCCACUGCACCUUUUUAUGGGCUUGGCAUUGGAGGUUAUUCCAGUGUUGUCCACCAUACUGAUCUGAGGCUUGAGAGACCAAGGUCUCAGAGCUCUGGUAGCUUGUGUUUGAACCAAUUGUACGAUAGGACUAUGCAUCACGGACAAGUCAGUAAUGAGUGUUAACGGAACUAUAUCAUUGUGUUUGAAAUAUAUAUGUGCUGUGUUUUGUACUAUUCGUCGUGUGAAAAACUUCACAAUAAUAAUAAUAAUAAUAAUAAUGAUAAUAAUAAUAAUAAUAAUAAUAAU
Molecule: messenger RNA, 2175 nt
Organism: Amphimedon queenslandica
Lineage: Eukaryota; Metazoa; Porifera; Demospongiae; Haplosclerida; Niphatidae
Exons: 4
Coding region: 85-2052 (655 amino acids)
Source: RefSeq, a predicted model, not a curated record